AUGCGUACCGUUCCAUCCGAUGCUCUGUCCGCACAGGCACCAACCUUCGACGAGCGGCGAGGUACAGAUCUCGAACACCGCCCUGCGACGCAGAUCCGCACGCUCAUUGUUGUGAGCGAACCACGAGCGAUGACGGCGAUCACCACGUUCGAUGACGGCCAUCUGGUCUGUCCAUGCGUAACCGACCAUGCCUUGUCGCAAUGUCCGACCGCCGCGCCCCGGCCCACGAUCCCGGCAGCUGCUGGAGAAGAUAUCUUGCUGAGGUGGCAUGGUCCGACGGCGCACAGAGCUAUCAGCCUUUGGGCUGGCGAUGGUCACCAAGAAGAGAUGAUCGAAGAGGUCUCGGCCGUUCGACGAAUCUCCACAUGGCGUUCGGCACCAAGUCGUGUGGUGUUCGAAGGAGAUCCGGGGACUCAAAACGAGAACGCGAUAGAGGGUGACGUUUGCAACGUUGAGGGUCCAAGGGGAGGCGUCAGGUGGCUUGAGCUCAACCCUUAUAAGGCUUGGUUGAAGACCGAUUCCACUUGCCGAGGAGCACUGAGCAGGGGACUUGUAGCGGGGAGCGGUCACCCCUGGCCUUAA
Trichosporon asahii var. asahii CBS 2479 is the source of this 582-nucleotide messenger RNA. RefSeq lists its product as uncharacterized. Lineage: Eukaryota; Fungi; Basidiomycota; Tremellomycetes; Trichosporonales; Trichosporonaceae. The record is from RefSeq and is a predicted model, not a curated record. Bases 1 to 582 code for a protein of 193 amino acids. The transcript has 3 exons.